UUGAUAAACAAACUUUGGUUGUGGUUGUGGUAUAGUGGGCGUUGCCACACUUUGUGUUGAUAAUUCAUUGAUUUUAUAACUGAUAAACCUUACUUUGUGUGUGACAUGCUUUGAGAUAACAAUGUGGGUCUUUUGUGAUAAAAAUUCACUAUUGUUGUCGAUAAUGAAUCACACGGUUUUGUGAAAAAAUAACUUCUACAUAUUCAUCAAUUUUACAAUGAAAUAUUAAGUUUAUAAGUUUAAAACUAUCUUUUAUUUAUACGAAAAGUUAUUUGAAAUCAGUUAUAAUUCAUCAGAUUUUAAAAUUUCGGGUCUUAAUCGUUACUCAAUGUUUAUGCAUUUAUGUGGCUUCCUGUACAUCAAAGAUCUGAUUCACGUAUGAAAAAUGUUGAAAAACGCUUUUAUAAUUUUAUUUUUGUGUUUCGACAUCAAUUGCCAAUCAAACAAAGAUCUAUACACUGGCCAAUAUAAUACAAGGCCUGAUGGCUCUGAAUCAAGACUUCCAAAACCUGGUGACAAUAAUUAUAGAACAUAUUUGUACAACAAUAGAAGAUAUGGUGCGGACCCAAGUCGAUACAACCCAUACAAUCCAAACAUCAAUCAGCCAGGUGGAUUUCCAUACAAUCCAUUGAACACCAAUCCAUUAGAUGAUCAGUUUAAGUACAACACGAAUGUAGACCCAAAUAAUCCGGAUGCCUUAUUCCCUGGUGUUCUGGGAGGCUGGAGGGAGGACUUACAGGGGAGGGAGAGGAGAGACUCCAGACAACUGAAGAGAGACAUCUUUGUUAACACUAAUUAUGGACAGGUUCAAGGAUUUAAGGUAUAUUUGUAUGAUAAUCCUGACCCCAACUCUGGUUACCGACCAUGGUUGACACCUGUGGAGAGGAUACAGGGAGAAGUGUCAGUAUUUCUGGGUAUACCUUAUGCUAGACCUCCUGUCUUGGAAGGUAGAUUUAAGCCGCCGCGCCAGCACCCCGGCUGGCAGCUGCUACAGGCGGUGGACUGGGGCCCGGCGUGCCCGCAGCCAGUGAGGCACACCGGCGCUACCAAAGGCAUCCGAGAUAUGGAUGAAGACUGUCUAUAUCUCAAUAUAUUUUCACCAAAUACAGAAGCAGGAGCAACCGCUCAGAAAUACCCAGUAAUGGUAUACAUCCAUGGUGGUCAGUUCUCAUCAGGCGCCUCUAACUUGUUCCCCGCGCACAUGCUGGCGGGAUUCUACAAUGUUGUUGUUGUCUCGCUCAACUACAGGCUCGGCGCGCUAGGUUUCCUGUCCACGGGUGAUGAGAACUCCCCUGGGAACUACGGAAUGCUGGACCAGGUGAUGGCGCUGCGCUGGGUGAGGGAUAACAUCGAGCCGUUCAAUGGAGACCAGCAUUCCAUCACUGUGUUCGGAGCUGGCGCGGGCGCGGCCGCCGCUGGACUGCUGGCACUCGCGCCGCAGACUAGCAACAUCGUCUCUAGAGUUAUUGCACAGAGCGGGUCUGCGCUGGCGGACUGGGCGCUGAUCGAGGACAAGUUCCGGGUGCAGAACACCUCGCUGGUGUUCGGGCGGCUGCUGGGCUGCCCCACUGACUCCUCCUGGAAGCUGGUCAACUGCCUCCGCCAGGGCAGGAGCUUCUAUGAGCUGGGGAAUGCCGAAUUUCAGCCUCAAGUAGGCUUCAUCCCUUGGGGUCCAGUCCUGGAAAACAACUUCACGUACCCUGGAGACGAGUGGUACGAGGGCUGGCGCGCGCGCGACUGGACCUUCCUGCAGACCAAGCCUGAGGACCUGAUCGCCGCCAGGACCUUCAACCCUGCACUUAGAUACAUGACUGGGGUCACCACGCAGGAAGCCGCUUAUGUCCUAUACAACAACGAGAGCUUAGCACCAGGGUACGAGAUCAGCGAGCAGUGGUUCGACCAGAAGGUGCGGGAGCUGGUGCUGCGGUACAACUACACGCUGAACCCGCGCGGGGUGUACGACGCACUGCGCUACAUGUACACUUACCAUCCUGACCCUCAUAACACUGAUGCUAUACGAGAUCAGUAUGUUCAAUUACUCUCGGAUUUCCUGUACCGCGCGCCGACCGACAAGCUGGUGAAGCUGGUGCUGGAGCAGCAGGUGCCGGUGUACAUGUACGUGCUGAACACCACCGUGGAGAGCUACCGCGCGGCGCCGUGGCGGCAGUACGCGCACGGCACGGAGCACCCCUUCCUCGCCGGAGCGCCCUUCAUGGACCAGGAGUUCUUCCCGCGCCGCCUGCGGGUGGAGCGCCAGGCCUGGACGCCCAAUGAUAGGAAUAUGAGCCACUUCUUCAUGAAGGCGUACUCGGACUUCGCUAGAUUUGGGAACCCUACGCGUUCCCGUAUCCUGGGCGUGCACUUCGAGGUGGCGCAGGCCGGCCAGCUGCGCUACCUCAACCUCAACACCACCUUCAACUCCUCCAUACAACUCAACUACCGCCAGACGGAGCUCGCCUUCUGGACCGUCUACCUGCCCACUGUCAUAGGGCGGAUGGUGCCUACCUAUCCACCUAUCACUGAGUACUGGUGGGAGCCGCGCCAGCCGCUGCAGAUCGCCUUCUGGUCGGUGGCGGCGGCCUGCCUGCUGCAGCUCGUGCUGCUCGUGCUCUGCUGCAUGCUCUGGCGCAACGCCAAGAGGGAAAGUGAUCGAUUAUACGAGGGUGAUAUCUUCAUGGUGCCGGAGCUGGGCGAUGGCGGCAUAGAGAACGCCAGCGCGCGCUCGCGGGACAACGUGUACGAGUACCGCGACGUGCCCGUCAAGAGGCCGCACACGCCGCACACGCCGCAGACACUCACACGCACGAUAAGUCAACCGAUUACAUUACAAUCAUCGCGUCCACCAUCGGAGGCUUCAACAGGGUCUGCGUUAUCUCUGAAGGAGGGCGUGGUGUCGCGCGACCCCGCCCCGCGCCCCGCGCUGCCCGCCCCCGCGCCCCGCGCGCGCUCUCGCACGCAUCUGGUGCACGGCGUGCCGCAGACCACGGUGUGACCAUUUUAUACCUUAAUGUCUAACCAAUAAGGUAUUAUUUACACUGACACGUACUAUGUGACAGUUGUAUGGACUGUGUUGUCGAUUGAACCUUAUUUGUUUAUGCGUAAAGUUAAAAAUGAUUUUGUAUUUUAUCUGCAUAUGAAUAAGGUUGUUGUAAAGAAGGAAACUGCCAUUUUUUAUGAAUUAAAAAUGUUUUAAAAAUAUUUGAUUUCAUAUAUGUUUACUGUGCGGUAAAUGUAGAGGAUGUUUCAAAUUUCUUACUAGAUACUUUUUUUAGUGUAUUAGGUGCUGUCUAAUUAUAACGAUUUUAGGAUUUAUCGCAUUGUAAAACUUUAUUUCCAUUAUUUAUAUUAAGCACGAACAACUACGUUAUAAUUAAGGUUACAAAGUCUAU
Papilio polytes (common Mormon) is the source of this 3389-nucleotide messenger RNA. RefSeq names its product acetylcholinesterase (gene Gli). The record is from RefSeq and is a predicted model, not a curated record. The transcript has 14 exons. Lineage: Eukaryota; Metazoa; Arthropoda; Insecta; Lepidoptera; Papilionidae. Gene Ontology annotation, cellular component: cell surface; septate junction; tricellular tight junction. Bases 386 to 2992 code for a protein of 868 amino acids.